AUGUCUACACAUUUGCUAGGGGCAACAUUGAUUUAUCUUUUCAUUAGAUUGGCCACCUGUGGCUUCUCCGGAGGUGAACCGCUGAAGGAACAAUGUGGAGUAAGAUUUAGUAAAAUUAUGCCCGGUAAUUGGCCCUUUCAUGUGGCUCUUUAUGGGGCCGUGGCCACCGUACCGCCCAGGUACAAAUAUAUUUGCGGAGGAACGCUAAUCGGAAUCCGGACUGUUCUCACGGCUGCCCAUUGUGUGGUCGAGCAUGAUAGUAUAGCUCUCAACGAAACACUGUUGCAGAUCUAUGCCGGAAUUUAUUCCCUAGAAUCCGUUAAAUAUUCCACUCCGUAUAAUGUUUCAUCGAUUGUAAUUCAUGAGGAUUACAAUGUUAACCGGCUAGCUAAUGAUGUUGCGUUGCUCAAAUUGAUUGAAAGUGUUUCGUUGAAUCAAUUCGUUCAGCCGGCCUGUGUCUGGCCGGUGAGCGAUAACAAUAAAACGAUCGACGGAACGAGUGCCCACGCAGUCGCUUGGGGUCUCGAUGAAAAUGAACGGUUUUCCAAAACUUUGGUGGAAACUUCCGACCGCUUGCCACCGAGCGAGGACUGUUACCGACAAGUUGGACAGCUUUUGGUGGAAAAUAAUUCUCUCAUUUGUGCAAGAACAAAGGUUUGCAAUGGCAGCGGAGGAAGCGGAUUGUACGUGCAACAAAAUGAAACGAUUUACGUAGUAGGCAUUGUGUCUUUCGGUCCUACCAUGGGUCCUAGCAGGCGAUGUGGUGUUAACACGUUAACAGCAUUUUCUGACGUUGCGAAAUAUUAUGACUGGAUUAAAACCAAUAGUGAUGCUGAUUAA
Molecule: messenger RNA, 840 nt
Organism: Sabethes cyaneus
Lineage: Eukaryota; Metazoa; Arthropoda; Insecta; Diptera; Culicidae
Product: coagulation factor XI-like
Exons: 2
Coding region: 1-840 (279 amino acids)
Biological process (GO): proteolysis
Molecular function (GO): serine-type endopeptidase activity
Source: RefSeq, a predicted model, not a curated record